Symbiodinium necroappetens is the source of this 828-nucleotide messenger RNA. The record is from the annotation of a GenBank genome assembly. Lineage: Eukaryota; Dinophyceae; Suessiales; Symbiodiniaceae.
AUGUCCCCUGCCCAUGCUACCUGCAACUCACAGGAUGCCAGAGCUUCAGGGUUGGGCCCAGGUGCUGUGCCGGAUGUUGCCGAAGUCAACUCGGCGCCCGUGGACAUCGAGCUGAUCGACGACGAGGUGUCCAUCAUCAAACCGCUCUCGGUAGCUGCUGUGCCUGCCCCGGCAGCUUCGUUUACCAAGCCUGCGGUCGCGGCACCGAAGGCCAAGAGGAAGCGUCAACCAGCGAAGCCCGUGAUGCCCGUCAAGAGGUACAACUUGCGGUCCACGGCGCUCAAAGAGGAGGCGGACGUUGGCGACCUUUCCGACAACAGUCUGCCAGACAUGCUGCCCUUGCCUUCUCUGCCCUCGCUGCCUCCGGCGGUGCCUCCGGCGGUUCGUCCGCCGAUGCCCAAGCCCACGGAGAUCGAGCGCUCCAUCCCGACGCCUUGGACCCCUGAGAAAGAGGCGCCGGCCGCAUCGCCCCUGGCACUCUGGGGCCUCCAGAGGCUGCUGGGGCCCUCGGCACCGCCGGGCGAGCACACCUGCGCCGUCUGCUGCGCCCUCCUCCGGCCCAUGGCGGCCACAGCCAAAGCCGACCUCUUGCGCGAGAGGCUAGCCUGCGACAGCUGCGGCCGAUCUGGGCGGGGGAUGCCGGCAAGAGACUUUCUGGUAUGUGGCGACGAUCUGGAGGAGUUCUUGAUUUGGGCAAAGAGUGACGCAAAAUCUGGCCCACACGUCAGAUGCUGCACAUAUUGCGUCUGCCGUCGCUGCGCGCAGCUGCCCCACAGCGAACGCCGCCCACGCAAGCGGGCCCGACACAUCUGGGAAGAACGGCAGUAA